This is a messenger RNA of Anopheles bellator, 1848 nucleotides long. RefSeq names its product peroxidase-like. The record is from RefSeq and is a predicted model, not a curated record. The coding region runs from base 1 to 1848 and encodes 615 amino acids. Gene Ontology annotation, molecular function: peroxidase activity; heme binding. Lineage: Eukaryota; Metazoa; Arthropoda; Insecta; Diptera; Culicidae. The transcript has 3 exons. Gene Ontology annotation, biological process: response to oxidative stress.
AUGAAACCGAGCAUCAGCGUUUCUGACUGGCUGUCGGUGGUGCUGGCCGUGGUCGUUGUGAGCUGGCAGUGCUCUAGUGGCGCGAUGCUGGAUUCCUGCCCGGUCGUUGGGUCGUGUGUCGACGAAAACUCACCGUACCGCAGUAUGGAUGGGUCCUGCAACAGUUGGUACAACGCGCUGUACGGUACACCGUACCGGCCGUACCGGCGGCUACUUCCGGCCAAGUACGCCGAUGGAGUCUCGGAACCGGCCCGGAUGCGCUCGGGAAAACCGAUGCCCAACGCUCGUCAGCUGUCGAUGGCACUGUUCGGCGAGACGGAGCAGGGGGACGAGCGCAGCACCAUCGUCAACAUGCAGUUCGGGCAGUUGGUGGCCCACGAUAUGAGCUUCACGGCCGACGUGUUCGGUGUAAAGUGCUGCCCCGGUGGCCGUAAACUUCCGGAGGAUCAGCUUCCGGCGCGCUGUCUGCCACUGCCGGUGCCUGCGGAUGAUCCGGUAUUGGACCGCUCGUCCGGUAUCGAGUGCAUGAGCAUGCUGCGCACCAAGACGACCCUCGAGCAUCGGUGCGCCACCAAUUACGGCCAAGCGGAGCAACUCUCGUCGGUGACCGCGUUCCUUGACCUGUCGAUCGUGUACGGUAACUACGCGGACCAAACCGCAGGACUUCGAGCACACCACGGGGGCGAGAUGCUGGUAGAGCACCGCGGUGGCAGUGAUUGGCCUCCGCGUAAUCCGAACGCGACCGCUCUCUGCCAGAUGCUGGACGAGUCGGACGUUUGCUAUCAGACGGGUGAUCUACGGUCGAACCAGAGCCCUCACUUGGCGAUCCUGCAGAUUGCGCACCUUCUCGAACACAAUCGGCUGGCGCGGGAACUGCACCGUCUGAACCCGCACUGGGACGACGAACGGUUGUUCCAGGAGGCUCGAGCGAUCAACAUCGGCAAGUAUCAGGCGAUCGUGUACAACGACUGGUUGCCGAUCUAUAUGGGGCGUGAGAAUAUGAUCGCCCGUGGACUGCUGCACCAGCAGGUCGGUGAAGGGGAGCUCGCCCCGGACUACAACCCGUUGGAGGAUGCGACCGUCAGCAAUGAGUUUGGGACGGCGGCGUUCCGCUACUUCCACAACAUGAUCGUCGGACAGCUUGACCUUUACGGAACCACCGGGCAGGCGAGUGGCUCGAUCCGCCUCUCGGACUGGCUGCGCCGUCCGGCGGUUCUGGAGCGGCACAACAACCGGGAACUGCUGACCCGCGGUAUGGUCAGCCAACCGCACGACACUCCGAACGCAGACUUCUCGCCCGAGGCCAAGCAUCACCUGUUCCGGAACCAGCGCCAGUACGGAGCGGAUCUGAAGGCGAUCGACAUCCAUCGGGCCCGGGAUCACGGGCUGGCGAGUUACAACGAUGUCCGGGACUGGUGUGGACUCGGGAGGGCUACCAGCUGGCAGGAUCUGCACGCGACCCUGGCACCGGAAGUUGUCGAACGGUUAGCCGUCUGGUACGAAACCGUCGACGAUGUCGAGUUGGCUGUGGCGGGUUCGCUGGAACGACACCACCGUGGGGCUACCGUUGGGCCCACGUACCUGUGCAUCCUGAUGGAGCAAUUCCGGAGGACGCGCACCGGCGAUCGGUUCUUCUUCGAAAACGGACAAGCGGGGACCGAGGCGUUUCAGGUGGCAAAAGUCGUUGAAAUCCGUAAGGCUUCGGUCGCCCGGUUGCUGUGCGAUAAUACGCCGGGGCUGGCGCAAAUCCAGCGCAAUGCGUUCUUCUUGGCUGACGACGGGCGGAAUCCGGUCGUGGACUGUGCCGACAUCGAUGAGGUGAAUCUGGAACCGUGGAGGGAACGGUGA